AGCUUCUCGAUUGAAUAAAAAGUUUGAAAUGUUUAGUCAAAAUUUGUACUGCCCAAUGCUUUCAAUUAAUGUGGCGUGCAUUCCUUGAUGCAUGUUAUGAACCAUUGGGUUUUUCUUUGGUUCAAAGGGAUUUAAACUUUCGAAUUAUCAAUCAACAUAGAAAGUAGUAUAAAUACUAACUUAUCUCAGUUGUUUAGCACAAAAUAUAGUUCGAUUGGGUAUGUGGUCUCUCAUAUGAUAUCUGGGUUUGGUCUGGACUUCUCUUCUUCCGGCUACUGUAAAGCCACCUGUCUUUGUCAUCUCGCUGUUGCCGACAGAGGUUGCUGGGGUCUGAGGGGGGUACGGAGGUUGGGUGAGGAACAUGGCUUGAUAGCGGUUCGUUUUCUCCAGCUAGGAUCUUUUAGCUUCCACCGUUUCUGCCGAGAUAGUCUCCUGAACCUGGUGGGGGUUUGGGUGGUUUCGUAUUCUCCGGCUAUGAGUUCUUUCAGCCGUCCAUUGGUCCUCGGGAAGCUUACGGUCGCCGCUACCAGGUGGAAGACUGGAUAGGGGGUGGGAUGAAGGGUCAGACUUAUGCACAACGGGUACAUGGUGUCACCUCAUUUUUGAAUUUUCAAUAUUGUACGAUGCGGUGCGCUGGCGGUAGAUAAUGUGGGCAGUGGGCUAUGGAGGUUGGGCUGAACCGAUGGUAACCCUAAUUUGUUGAACCGCUGGAUACGAAAGGGCUGGUGGGCUGCUGGACUGGGCAUUGGACGCUUCUGAUGAGCUGCUGACGCGGGAGAAGGGCUGUUGUGCUCUUGAACCGCUACUAAAUUAGGCGUUUCAAGCUUGCCUAUUAUUUUGUUGUAUAAAAAACACUGAAAUUGUUUUGAGACUUAGGUUUUAGAUUUGUUUUGUGACAAAAAACUAUGGGAUUGUUUAUGUGUGUGAUAACUCUAUGCUUUUUGGAUUAUGAGUUUGAAAAUAUUAAUCUGUCGUGAACAUGGCAAACAAAAUGACCAUACUAUCAAUGAAAUUUAUAAGUAAGUAUUUCAAAAUGCGUAGUCCGCGGAAAUGUUAUUAUUGUAAAAUAUAUUCACUUUAUUAUUUG
Molecule: messenger RNA, 1087 nt
Organism: Cuscuta europaea
Lineage: Eukaryota; Viridiplantae; Streptophyta; Magnoliopsida; Solanales; Convolvulaceae
Source: the annotation of a GenBank genome assembly